GCUAUUUUUUAUGUUCGUAUGAUAGACCAAUUUUCAUUGUUUAAGUACGAAAUAAUUAUAUUGCAAAUGUUCCUGUUGGACAUGCAUUUUCCAGGAAUUUUUGGAUUGUAAACAGAAGAUGUCACGUGUGGCAGUUUUGAAUUUUUGUAAGACGUCCCAGACCAGUACAUGAGAGUUUAAGAUGCAAAAUAUUGAGCAAAAACUAGAAUCUACCUUUGGCAAGAAGGCAGACUUGGAGACCAGACUUCAGUCUGCCUGCUCUGGUGUUCUGACACAGAAGAUAGAUUUCCAGGAGUCUUCCAAGCCCCAUUCAUCUGUGAGUGAUAUGCUGAAAGGCAAAUAUGUAAACCUUGCUCCAGCUGCAUCGUCUUCACAGAAAAGCCCAACAAGUUCCACUACAGCAAACAAUGAUGGUGAAGGUCUGCCACAUCCGAAGCAGAUCCUGUUCAAGGAACCUCUGGACUUUGUAUGGAGGCACCCCGCGAGUGGAACUGGUUUGCACAACUGUGGUAACACCUGCUUCCUGAAUGCUACAUUGCAGAUUCUGAUUCACACACCACCACUUACAAAUUACAUGACUAGUGGACACCACACCUCUAUCUGUCGUUUGAGUCAUGAGAAGUGUAUCUUGUGCAAUCUGCAACGUCUGACAAGGCUGUCCUUGAAUGCAGGAGAAAGCCUUUCCCCAAAAUGGUUCACUAACAACCUUCAGUGGAUCAUGAAAGAUAGUCCAAUGCAUGCAUAUUUAACAGAUAUUGGUCGCCAUUUCCGAAGUGGCCGCCAGGAGGAUGCUCACGAAUUCUUGCGCCUCAGUCUGGAAAAAAUGCAGAAGUGUGCUCUUGUUGGCUGUAAUAACCUGGACAAAUACAGCAAAGAGACUACUGUCAUUAACCAGAUAUUUGGUGGAUACCUUAGAUCUCAAGUGCUUUGUUGCCGCUGUGGUCAUAGAUCAAAUACAUAUGACCCACUUUUAGACAUCUCUCUAGACAUCAAGUCUGUAGACAGCAUUGAGAGAGCAUUUCAUCAGUUUGUAGCUGCAGAAAAACUGGAACAUGAGAAUGCAUACAAGUGUGAGAGAUGUAAGCAGAAGGUCACAGCAUUCAAAAGGUUCACCAUCCACAAGCCACCAAAUGUCCUUACCAUACAGCUCAAAAGGUUUCAAUUUGGCUCAUCUGGAAGUUUCUUUGGGAACAAAAUCCUCAAAGCGGUGCGCUACCCUCUCACCCUAAAUGUUCGUCCUUUCAUGUCAGAGAAAAAUGGCCCACCAAUGACAUAUACAUUGUUUGGCUCGAUACAACAUGAAGGAAUGUCAUGCAGCUCAGGGCAUUAUGUUGCAAACGUUCGCUGUGGAACUAGAUGGUACCACUUCAACGACUCUAGUCGAUAUAUCCGAAGUGGGCAGCACUGUGUAAAUGAGAACUCUGCCUACAUUCUGUUCUACAUAAAGGACAAUGGUCCUACUCCACAGAUAGGGCCUUCUGUUAGAGCUCAUAAUGGCCAGAACACAGUACCUGGUAUUAGGGCUGAGAAUGAGAAGAAAAUCAAACCUCAGACAAAUGGAUUUGGAUAUUCACCAACAAUUAUCAAGACUUCUGCAAAUAACCACCAGCAAAGAUCUGGACAACAACCAAAGAUUGCAACCAAUACAAAUGAAGCCAGGAACCAGAAAUUGACUGGACAGCAGAGUCACAGAAUGAACACUGUGCCAAGCAAUGAAAUUGGCAAGACUGUCAAGUCACCAUUUGUGCCUUUGUCCGCUGACCGGGAUAAGGUUAAGUUCAAUAUUGGGGAGAAGAAGAUGCAAGAAAACCACAAGACCCCAGAAAAGUCAAUGUCUGAGAAACCAAAGGUUCCAGAGAGGUUGUCUGAGACCCCAAAGAUGCCUGCACCAAAACCUGUCUCUUCUUCAAAAAUCAUGACUCCAGUCAAAUCUGAGGUGCCUGUGACUGGAAGAUUGGUGGUAAAGAUAGCAGAUGGCAAAUCUGUUACUUACGAGACAUCUCCAGAUGGCGAGAGACGAAUCAUUUCUGAUGAUGAUGAAGUUGUUGCCAAGAUGAACAGAAGACAGCGCAAGAAGCUGAAGAAGAAGCAUAGAAUAGUGCCGUAUGGAACAGACUCUGAUAGUGACUGGAGUUCCAGCAGCUCAUCUCCAAACCACAGUGCUGGAAGCAGCUCAAAAACCAACCACAAAGAGAAUGGCCAUCAGAAAACUUGUUUGGUGUUUGAUGGAGCCUUAAACACAACCACCUCAGUUCCUGGAAAUGCUCACUUAUUUAGCACCAUCACCAUGAAAGAUAAGGUCAGCCACACCAGUCCUCAACAUGUAGAUAGACCAAAAGACCUGAAAAUGUUCUCACCAAAGAAUGGCCACCAGUCCUCCGCUUUAAAGAGACAAUUCAGUGAAACCCUGUCCUGUGAUACUGCACAGACACCUGCAAAGCACUCGGGUAUGGGCGAGUGGCACACUAGUAUAGAGUCCAUGCAGAGUCCAUCAAUUGGUUCAAAUCAUAGUCACAGCUCUGUACACAGCAGUGGCUCUACUCAUGACUGGUCAGUAUUGAAGAACAAGGAUAAGUUGUCUAAUGGUUGUUCAGAGAGGAAACACGACGGCUGGACUGUCACACCAGGGAAGAAAGAUAGUGCUCAUAGGACUGUUUCAGAAGAAAAUAUACGAAAUGGUAGUGCUGCAAGAUUGGAUAUAAAUAGUGCUUCAAGCCCAUUUGAAGACAUCAGUGACCGAGUCUACUUGAUAAAACCAGAAAAGUCAAAAGAUGAGAAUUCUGUGGAACACAGGAAGUUAAAGAAGCAUAAGAAACACAAGAAGAGAAAGCACCAUGAAAGAGAGCACAACUACGCUGAAGUGUGUGACGACUCUAUCAGCAGGUCUCAUAAAAAGAAGAAAAAGAAGAAGCAUAAGCACAAGGACCGCGACGAGGACAGAGAGGAAAGAAAACACAAGAAACAUGAAAGGGAGAAAGAUGAGGUAGAGAGACAGAGGGAUAGAAGUACUGAUGACGAAGAGAGACAACAUAAGAAGAAGGAUGAUAGAGAGAUUGAAGAGGGAUACAGGCAAAAAUACAGAGAGUAUGAGAGGGAUGAUAAACACCACAAACGCAAACACGGAAGAGAAGCAAGCGAGAAAUCACAUAAAAAAAGUAGACAUGAUUCAGGGUCUUCCCCAGAAUUUGUGUGGGUAGAGAAAACAGUUCCUGUACAGGGAUCAGUUUCAGAGCCAGUUACUCCAAGUCAUAGAUGGGAUUAUCAUGUGAAAGAUGGUUACAAGAGGCUCUCGUCCAGUGGUACAUCAACCCCGACAAUAUCAAGUAGUUGGGAUGGUCUGAAGGCCUCCAAGGUUGCCCAGGAACUAGAAAAGGUCUCUUCAUACAGUUAUGGUGCUCCUGUUACAGGAUGGGAUGGUAGUAGAUCCCAGAUGGAUGUAGAAAAAGAUAGAGAAUAUACCAGCCAUAAGAGAAAAGAUUCUGAUGACGAGUAUGAUGAUGAAUAUGACACGGGCAAGGUAACAUCUUACGUCAGUAAAUUUGCAAAAUCUCAUCAGGAGAAAGUAUGUUUUUGGGCUUUGCAAAUUAUGUAUACAGAUGUUAACCUGUUUGUAAAACUGCAAAUGCCAAUCUACCAGGUAAAGAAAGUAAAACACAAGCACCAUAGUGAACAUCGCUCUAAUGGUAACAUGUUCCAGCUGAAACAAGAUCAGACUAACAGAUCGAAAAUCAAUUGGUCAUCUUUAAAGAUUGGAGAAAACAACCCAUUUAACAAACAACCAGACAGACCUCAAAAUCAUCCAAGAUAGAUGCAAUUCUCAAACCAUUUAUUUAUGCAUUUUUUAUUAUUUAUGUAUAGAAAUCAUGUUAAUAUUUGAAGAAGUGUGAACAUUUAAAAGUAGAUAAAAUGGAAUAUUUUUAUUUUUUAUUUGUUAAGAAUAUAGCUGCUCAUGAUUAAAAUAGUAUUAAGUUGAAUAAAUGUGUUAGUUUCUCUUCAUUUGUUAUGUUGAACUUUUGUUGAGUUUUAUGUUGAAGUUUUUGUUGGCAGCAAAUUGUAUCAUUUACAUGUAAUACCCAUACCUGCCUUGAUAGAAAUAUGUGUGUCUUUGUAUUGUGUGCAGGCUUAAGUGAUAUUUGUCUCUGGCUGAAGUGCUAUGGUUUAUGUUGUAACAUUGAGAAUUACAGUGUUUCAGCAGUCUUUGUUAAGGUUUAUGUAAGGUGUUCUCUUAACUCUUUGUCAACUGAAAUUUAAUUUUGGAAUUUUAUACUUUAUAUACUAUGGUUUUCUAUGAUAUAUAUGUAAACGAAAUUGUACAGGCCAAGUAGGAGGUGAUGCUGUGUUUGGAAACUUCUCAUUUUCAUAUACUUUACCACUAUUUCAUAAAGGCAAAACACUUUUUAUGCCCCCAGCAUCUACUGAUGCGGGAGGCAUAUAGUGAUUGUCCUGUUCGUUCAUCCGUCUGUACGAGGUUAACCGAGUGGGACUGUUUCAUCUAGCAUCAAUACCCCUUAUUAGAAUGACUUGAUACUAAUGCAGAUGUAACCUGUGACCAUUCCUCAUCUUCAAACAUCACCUGACCUCAGUUUGACCUUGACCUCAUUUUGGACUUAGGUUGCUUUGUGUGGGCCAUCUCUUGGUUAACCAAAUGGGACCGUUUCCUCUAACAUCAAUACCCCUUACUAGAAUGACUUGAUACUAGUGCAGAUUUAACCUGUGACCAUUCCUCAUCUUCAAACAUCACCUGACCUCAGUUUGACCUUGACCUCAUUUUGGACUUUGGUUGCUUUGUAUCGACAAGGAUGCCACCGGGGGCAUCAAGCAUUUAUUGAACGCAGCUUCUUGUUUAUAUCAAGUUCUUGUUACAAUUGUGUAUCUAACAUACUUUUGUUGAUGGUAGGAAUGUGAAGUAUUACUGUUUAAGUAAUGUAUUAUGAUUGGGCUAUAGAAAGAUUGCUUCUAGGUUUGGUACAACCUGUUCCUAUUCACAUAUGCAUAGGAUGUAAAAUGCACGAAAUGAAAUAUUUUUAACCAUAAUAUCGGUCAGUACACCUAGCUAUUGCUUGAAAACAGCUGUCAAGUUUUGGAGAUUUCCAUAGGUCCAUUUUAUUAGCUAUUUGCAUAAAUACUGUACUAAUUGAUCAAUCUUAUGAUGUAAUUUCACUGUAAAUAUGUACUUGUAGCAUUUUUUCAGAACGUAAAGCAUGAUUCUUGUAAAGAACAUAGAAAAUGGUCCGCUUUAUUUUGACUUGGUGUGUAUGUUAUGUAGAGUCUGCAAAAUGGCAGUGUUGUUUUCAGACAAAAAAAACCGAUUAUAUAAGGAAGUCUCAUUGCAAGUUAUUUUUGCUGCAUCUAUAUUAUUGUCAGAGAAAAUUGUGGCGUGUAAUAUUUGAUAAUCUUGUACUUAACUUUUAUGUAGCAUACCAUGCUAUAGUUUUUAUCAGAUAGACAAAUAGAAACCAAUUUUUUAGUCCUGUUUGAUGCGGUAUAACUAUUAUGAUACAUUGCGAUACAAAAUUUAUGAUAAUACCCAUUUGGUGGUUCCAGCCCGCCCGCUUAGCUCAGUAGGUAGAGCGUCGGUCUACGGAUCGCAGGGUCGUGAGUUCGAUCCUCGGGCGGGGCGUAUGUUCUCCGUGACUAUUUGAUAAACGACAUUGUGUCUGAAAUCAUUAGUCCUACACCUCUGAUUCAUGUGGGGAAGUUGGCAGUUACUUGCGGAGAACAGGUUUGUACUGGUACAGAGUCCAGGAACACUGGUUAGGUUAACUGCCCGCCGUUACAUGACUGAAAUACUGUUGAAAAACGGCGUUAAACCCAAAACAAACAAACAAACAUUUGGUGGUUCCAGCUUUCAAAAAGGGUCAGUAGUUGGUAUAUAGGAGACAAACUAUAUGAUUCUAAACACAGCAACUUCUGUAGAAAGCCUAAUGCUUGUUCUGCACAAUGUUAUUUAUUAUUACCUCCCUCAGCAUAGCUAUUCUUUGGGCUUCAAUAUUUAUAUACAGGAUCUAUAGUUAUGUCUCCUACAUAUAGUGUGGCAGAUAUAUUGAUUUAGUACUGUCAGUCUGUAACAAAGUUUGUCCAUGCAACUCCUCUGACACCACUGGACAGAUUCACAAUAGCAGGGUUGCCAUUUACCUUGAAAACUCGGAAAAAUUAUUUCUUUUUCAAGGUCAGUGAAUUGUCAGGGAAAUCUUGAUAAUGGUCAGUGAAAAAUGAAAUUUUGGAAAAGUCUGGGGAAAAAUGAAAUUCUGGGUCAAUGUUUUCAAUGUUCAGUGGCUAUGGCAGUAUUUAUACGUAUAUCCAAACACAUUUUGGUUUAAUUGUGUAUAAACAUGAUUUAAAUGUGAAUCAAUUUGAUUUUUAUGUUAACUUUGAAAUUUUGGUAAUUUUUAUGCCCCCCUUCGAAGAAGGUGGGUUAUAUUGUUUUGCAGAUGUCAGUUGGUCUGCAGACCAGUUUGUUUCCGGAUGAUAACUCAAGAACGCUUGGGCCCAGGGUCAUGAAAGUUGAUAGGGAGGUUGGUCAUGACCAGCAAAUGACCCCUAUUGAUUUUGAGGUCAGUUGGUCAAGGUCACAGUGACCUGGAACAGUUAAACAGUUUCUUUAUGAUAACUCGGGAACACUUGGGCCUAGGAUCAUGAAAGUUGAUAGGGAGGUUGAUCAUGACCAGCAGAUGACCCCUAUUCAUUUAGUAGGUCAAGGUCACAGUGAUCCUGAACAGUUAAACGGUUUCCAGAUGAUAACUCAAGAAAGCUUGGACCUAGGAUUAUGAAAGUUGAUAGGGAGGAUGGUCAUGACCAGCAUAAUUAUGACCCCUAUUGAUUUUGAGGUCAGUAGGUCAAAGGUCAAAUUGUGGAUUGGAUGGUUGUAGGGGAGGAGGAGUCAAAAAAAAAUAUGGUGGUAUUAGUCAGUGAAAAGUAUGGUUUAGUCGGGGAAUUUCAUUUUCUCAACUAAGUGGCAACCCUGAAUAGGGCGGAUUUCUACCAAACCUUACAGGAGUGAUCAGUACCAAGUCUUAUUUUGCAUAUUAUUGAUAUGUUCCAUUUCAAUAAUUUUCAGGGAAUUAAUGACCUUUUAUUUGUCAGAUUAAAUGAUAUUUUGGCAACUUCUCUCACACCAUUGGGCAGAUUUCCAUUAAACCUUACAGGAGUUAUCAGUGUCAAGGUUAUACAUAUUGGCAUGUUCCUGUUCAGUGAUUUUCAGCAGAUUAUUGUCCUUGGUUUGUUAUAUUUUACAGUGUUUACACUACUUGCUGCAUACAAUUAGGUUCAGUUUCAUCAGACCUCACAAGUGAUUAGUGUAAAGCAUAGUUAUGCAUAUUAUCGUCGUGUUUCGAUAAAAUGAUUUUCAGCGGAGUCAUGUCCCUGAUUUGUCAAAUUUUUUUUUAUCUGUGCUAAUACUGGGACACAACUGGUUGUAAUUUUACCAAACUUCACAAGAGUCAUCACUGCCAAGCCUAGUUGUGUGUAUCAUUAAAAUGUUAUGGUUCAAUGAUUUUCCCAGGAGUUCCGGGUCUUAAUUUGUGGCAUUUAACGAUUUCUGUAUGGUAAGUGGUUGGAGACGUGUUUUUCAUGAAAAACAGCCUCUAGUUCCAGUAUAACAUGAAGAAUAAAAGUUAAAAGUAUACUUUUGGAGAGUUAAACAAACACCUUGAUAUCCAAUGGAGUAUAUUUUGGGCUUUAUUUAGGUCAGAAUGGUAGUUAACAAAAAAAACUGUAUGGAAAAACACUAUUUUUAAGGAUAUAUUGUAGAUUUCAUUGAUAACCUUUAAAGGUUUGAAAAUUGUUUGAUAAGGUGCAGGGCCAGUCCUUGUAGAUGUUAUUAUGUGAAAGUAGUACUGGUAUUGAUGAUAAACUUGGACAGAUGAAAAAGUCGACCACCUUUGAAUUAUUUAAUUGCAAUCCGUUAUUUAUAUAAUUGAACACGCCGUCUAAUAGCAACCACUUACAACACCAACUGGUGUAAACAAAAACAAAAUUGGUAAAUAUUCUGUAUUAAUAAAUGCCUUAUAUUUAUCUGUUUUAAAAAACAUUUAUCCAAAAUUACUGGGGAAGAGGAUGAUUUUUGCGCAUGCUCACGGAGACCUGACAUUGGGUCACUUUUCAUUACUUGAUUCAGAAUGACUGUUGCAGCAUUUUAAGGAAAGUUUCAAUAUAAUACUAUGGAGAAAAUUUUGUGAAUGACAAAGUGGUCGAAUUAUCAUCAAUCAACGUUCGUACAGUCCCCAUUUGUGAGUGCUUACUAAAUAUAAAUUUAAAUUAUGUCAUUGUUUCAGCAAAUGUUAAGCUUUAUUUUGAUACCAACCAUUGAUAACAGUUUGCAGAAAUAAAAAAGUUAAAGUAAAAAAACCUCUUUUUCUGUCCGAGUUUAUCAUCAGUACCAGUACAUGAAAUAAAAUGUGUUAUGAAAAUAACAAAAAUAAAAAAUGAUAAAGGUUUGAAGUUUGUCUGCGGUGAAGUAAGUUGAAAGAAAGGUGAAAUUCUUGAAUCUUUCUGUCAACUGUAUGUAUCGAACUACAGUUCAGCUAAUGUCGGGGACAUUUUUUGCUACAACAUUGUUGGCAACGGUAACUAGAAGCCUAAUUAUGAUUCUAGUGACAAUGAAAAAUGCAUUUUUAUCAUUCUAUAUUUAUCUCUAUUUUAUUACAAAAUAUUUAUUUCGAAAAAACUUUAAUUAUACUCCCAGAUACUAAGACUGUCCAUUGUGUCCUCGACACUGGGAAGAUUUUCAUAACACUAUAUCAGCUUUUAAUCUAAGAUAUGCAGAGCACACAACACAGAUCACUAGGUUCAAAGUCAAGGUUGCACUUUGUUUGCUCCAUAUUGUCUCAACUACUUCGGAGAUUUUCAUAAACCCUCACUGUCACAUCAGUUGUUUACCUCACCAAGACUAAUUGAAGUGUAGAGAUAGACCCUAACAUUUUCAAUGAUAGUAAUACAUUAAAUAAAGUCUAGAAAUUGAAAUAACCAAAAAUGAUUUCACAAAUGCGAAGUUUAUGAUAGUUUUGUUAAUAUCAAUAACAGAAAUUUUAAUUUUUAGCUCACCUGAGCACAAAGUGCUCAAAGGUGAGCUUUUGUGAUCACCCUAUGUCCGUCAUCCAUCUGUCAUCAACAAUUUGAUUGUUAACACUCUAAGAGGUCACAAUUUUGGCCCAAUCUUAAUGAAACUUGGUCAGAAUGUUACCCUCAAUAAAAUCUUGGAUGAGUUCGAUAUUGGGUCAUCUGGGGUCAAAAACUAGGUCACCAGGUCAAAUCAAAGGAAAAGCUUGUUAACACUCUAGAGGUCACAAUUUUGGCCCAAUCUUAAUGAAUCUAGGUCAGAAUGUUACCCUCAAUAAAAUCUUGGAUGAGUUCGAUAUUGGGUCAUCUAGGGUCAAAAACUAGGUCACCAGGUCAAAUCAAAGGAAAAGCUUGUUAACACUCUAGAGGUCACAAAAAGCCCAAUCUUAAUGAAAUUUGGUCAGAAUGUUACCCUCAAUAAAAUCUUGGACGAGUUCGAUAUUGGGUCAUCUGGGGUCAAAAACUAGGUCACCAGGUCAAAUUAAAGGAAAAGCUUGUUAACACUCUAGAGGUCACAAUUUUGGCCUAAUCUUAAUGAAACUCUGUCAGAAUGUUACCCUCAAUAAAAUCUUGGACAAGUUCGAUAUUGGGUCAUCUCGGGUCAUAAACUAGGUCACUAGGUCAAAUCAAAGGAAAAGCUUCUUAACACUGUAGAGGCAGCAUUUAUGAUGUAUCUUCAUGAAACUUGGUAAGAAUGUUAAUCUUGAUGAUCUCAAGGUCCAGUUUGAAUCUGGGUCAUUAAGGUCAAAAACUAGGUCACCAGGUCAAAUGAAAGGAAAAGCUGGUACACUGUAGAGGCCACAUUUAUGAUCAUAUCUUAAUGAAACAUGGUCAGAAUAUAAUCUUGACGAUCUAUAGCUCACGUUAAAAUCUGGGUCAGGUGGGGUCAAAAACUAGGUCACUAGGUCAGAUCAAAGGAAAAGCUUGUUAACACUCUAGAGGCCACAUUUAUGACUGUAUCUUCAUGAAACUUAGAAUGUUAAUCUUGAUGAUCUUUAGGUCAGGUUUGAAUCUGGGUCGUGUGGGGUCAAAAACUAGGUAACCAGGUCGAAUCAAAGGAAAAACUUGUUAACACUGAGGCCACAUUUCUGACCGUAUCUUAAUGAAACUUGGUCAGAAUGUUAAUCUUGAUGAUCUUUAGGUCAAUAGCUCAGGUGAGCGAUACAGGGUCUUCAUGGCCCUCUUGUUAAUUUAAAGUUGUGAUCCACAAAGAAUGACAACUCUUGCCUUGGGCUAGUAAUUAUAAGCAGAGAUAUCUAUUAGUUUACUUCCCUUGCAAUUACACAAUUGAAUGGAAAAUGAAAACUGUUUUAGACACAAUAUCAUACUUUUUUGCACAACAAAAACAUUUAGGAUUUAUUCAUUUGUGUUUGAUUUACCCCUCAAAACAGGGUUCCUAUGAUUCUGUCAAUUUACACAUGGUAAAAAAUUAACUUUUUACAAGCCAAUAAUAAAAUGAAGUACUAGUAAGUAACUAAUAGUGCAGAUAAUACAGUUUUGCUUGUAUCAAAAUGUCACAAUAGAAGCACUUUUGUAAUACAGAACACCUGGUAGGAUUAGUAAAGGUGCAAUUAUAUUGAUCUCUAUUUCCUAUGCCUACAGAGUGCACAACUUCGGUAACUAGGUCCAAGGUCAAGGUUACACUUGGCAGUUUAAAGUCAAAUAGUUGAACCUUGUGUGUACUCUGUAACUGCUGGGAAGAUUUUCAUAAAAUAAGAAUUAACUACAGGUGAUUUUGAGAAAAGUGCAUGUCUCCCACAACUGCCCAAUGAAAAAUGACUAAUUUCUCCUAGAUGGUCUAGACGAAUGGAUCCUAUCAGUAAUUCAAGGGCCAUAAUUCAAAAGUGCCUAAGCCGAUUUGGCUAGUUAUCGAACUUGGCUGAGGUCUUAUGGUCAAACACAUUUUGUUCAAGUUUGGUGAAGGUCGGAUGAGAAAUGUUCGACUUAGAGUGUGGAUAAGCUUUGUGACAGUGCUGCCCAAUGAAAAAUGACUAGUUUCUCUGGAUGGUCUAGACGAAUGGAUCCCAUCAGUAAUUCAAGGGCCAUAAUUCAAGAUCCGAUGAGAAAUGUUCGACUUAGAGUGUGAACAAGCUUUGUGACAGACAGAUAGACAGACAGGAGUAAAUCAAUAUGUCUCCCACAUCACUGUGUGGUGGGAGACAUAAUUAUUUACCUCUUCUAAGAUGAUAUGCAGACCACACAACCAAGGUCAAGGUCACCGAGGGUCAGAUAGUUUGAAUUUGCGGCCACUCCAUAUCUUGUUACCGAUAACUGCAAAGAUUUUCAUAAAACUAACAUCAUUUGUUUACUUAACCAAGGUGGCAUGCAAAGCACACAACCCAGGUCACUAGGUCCAAGGUCAAGGUCAAAUGUUAAACAAAAUUUGUUUUCUCCGCUAUAUCUUCCAAAUGACUAAAAUAAAUUCAGUAAAAUUAGCAUCAUCUGUUAACCUCAUCAAGACAACAUUCUGAGUGCACAACCAAGGUCUGAUAUUUCCAAGGUCACACUUUUUGCAAGAGUAAAAGUGGAUUCACAAAACAAGAGAAAA
Mercenaria mercenaria is the source of this 11605-nucleotide messenger RNA. Its product is annotated as ubiquitin carboxyl-terminal hydrolase 42-like. Lineage: Eukaryota; Metazoa; Mollusca; Bivalvia; Venerida; Veneridae. Gene Ontology annotation, biological process: protein deubiquitination. Gene Ontology annotation, cellular component: cytosol; nucleus. The transcript has 18 exons. The record is from RefSeq and is a predicted model, not a curated record. The coding region runs from base 182 to 3808 and encodes 1208 amino acids. Gene Ontology annotation, molecular function: cysteine-type deubiquitinase activity; cysteine-type endopeptidase activity.